This is a messenger RNA of Ictalurus furcatus (blue catfish), 5451 nucleotides long. It is a transcript of the gene srd5a1, whose product is annotated as steroid-5-alpha-reductase, alpha polypeptide 1 (3-oxo-5 alpha-steroid delta 4-dehydrogenase alpha 1). Lineage: Eukaryota; Metazoa; Chordata; Actinopteri; Siluriformes; Ictaluridae. Gene Ontology annotation, molecular function: 3-oxo-5-alpha-steroid 4-dehydrogenase activity. Gene Ontology annotation, cellular component: membrane. The record is from RefSeq and is a predicted model, not a curated record. Gene Ontology annotation, biological process: steroid biosynthetic process. The coding region runs from base 1220 to 2026 and encodes 268 amino acids. The transcript is spliced from 5 exons.
AAAUCAUACAAGCAAAGAAAUAAUGCUAAAUUUGCAGCUGGAAGGUAAAUUAUACUCUGUAGAUAUAAAUUUCUCCUUCUCAUUUCUUAUUUGGUGCAUCCUCAUUUCCUUUCCUUGCAUCUUGGCUAGGCAGCCUAGGUGUUCUUAAAAUAUGGGGCACUUCUCAAUACUCAAAUUGAUGCUUCCUCAUUUCCUCGUUCCUCCGUCCUCCAGCCCCUGACCCGGAAAUCGAUCGACGUCAACCAUCUUGAAGGACAUAUCAAUUCUCUAAUUGCACCACGAGGAGGCGAGGAACGAGGAAGCUUCCAGAGGAGCUAGGAGCGAGGCUACACAAGGUGUACCCUAUGCGGAAGUGUUUCUUGUCCAAAAACCUGACGCAUGUAUAAAUUCCCCUCCUCCUUUACAUCUGACACAGUCUUAAAGAAAAAGUCCUUUGAUGAUGUGAUGGAUAUUGUGUGAAAUAUGAUUCAAUAAUAAUACGCUUACAAUUCAUGCAUCCCUUUUGUAUACAGCCUAUCCUACAGGGUCGCGGAGAACCUGGAGCCUAUCCCAGGGAGCACUGGGAUACACCCUGGACGAAGUGCCAAUCCAUCACAGGGCACAAUCACAUACACAUACACACUCACACACCCAUUCAUACACUACGGACACUUCGGAUAUGCCAAUCAGCCUACCAUGCAUGUCUUGGGACUGGGGGAGGAAACCGGAGUACCCGGAGGAAACCCUUGCAACACGGGGAGAACAUGCAAACUCCACACACACAGGGCAGCAGCAGGAAUCGAACCCCAUUGAUCCUUGCAUGUUUGGAUAUGCAAAUGCAAAUUGAUCCUUGCAUGUUUGGAUAUGCAACGCUGCACAAAAGAUGCCAUCAUUUAUUUUCACAUCCUAAGGGGGUGGAGCUAAGACGCAAGGAAAGGAUGCGAGGAAAGGAAACGAGUAUGUACAGAUGAGAAAUGAGAAGCACCCCUGGUGUAAAAAGACGCUCAUUAACGAUUGGCCUAGAAAUACUAGAAAGCACGGCGCGUUCAUCCUAUUGGUUCAUCCUAUUGGUUCAUCCUCACGUAAACCCCGCCCCCCGUGCAGCGAUUGGUGGGCGCAAUUGGAAGACAAGGCGGGGUUUUAGCUGUAGUCAUGCUGAAGUGGCAAACUGUCGCUUUAUGAAUUACUUUGAAUCACUUUGAAUCAUUCAGGACUGUUUAUUAUUAUUAUUAUUAUUAUUAUGGCAGUCAUGGAGAAUAUCCUGAGGAGGCUGUUUUCUUCUGAAGAGGAGGAACUUUACAUUUUGGACUGUCUUUCAUAUUUAAUGAUGUUAAUGGCUGUUGCGACGUGUGUAUCUUUGCUCUUUCAGAAUGUACCUUACGGCAGAUACAGCUCCAGUAAAUAUGGAUUUCCGGUUAAUGUGAAAGUAGCUUGGUUUGUUCAAGAGCUACCUGCUUUUCUUGUGCCUCUGAGUUUAAUAUUAUGGACUUCACCCUUGAAGAUAACAGUCCUACCUAACCAGCUCCUUCUCGGCAUGUACUUUUGCCAUUAUGUCCAAAGGUCUCUCGUAUAUCCGUUUUUAAUCCGAGGAGGAAAGCCCACACCGUUUGCAUCGUUUGCUCUGGCGUUCGUUUUCUGCAUUUAUAAUGGAUAUCUGCAAGUGAGAUACCUGAGCCAGUAUGCAGACUUCCCUCAGGGUUGGGUUUCACAUCCCUGCUUCAUCACAGGCUCCUGUCUAUGGCUUCUCGGAUGGAUAAUUAACCUUCAUUCUGACCACAUACUGAGGAACCUGCGCAGACCAGGAGAAACAGGCUACAAGAUUCCCAGAGGUGGAGUGUUUGAGUAUGUGUCCGGUGCUAAUUUUCUGGGUGAGAUCGUGGAAUGGGCUGGAUUUGCUCUGGCUGCUCACUCUGUCCACAGUUUUGCUUUUUCUUUCUUCACCUUCAUCGUUCUUUCUAGCCGAGCCAUCGCCCACCACAAGUGGUAUCUUGAGAAAUUUGAGGAUUACCCCAAAUCAAGGAAAGCUCUGAUUCCAUUUGUGUUCUAAUGAAAUGACCGUAUCGCCCUUACCUACAAUGAAGAACAUCCAAACUUGUACUAUAUUCUGACUAUACUAUACUGUAACUAUAAACUUGUACUAUAUUAUGACUAUACUGUACUAUAUAAGGAGAUUUCUUAUAGCGUUGAAAUAUUAAGCACCAGAUCAAACCUGUCUUAGAAUCGAAGCACUCACCACAGGCAUUGCCAGUUAGUCCAUUGUAAAAAUGUAAUUGUGCAAGAAUGAGUCACAGGUAAAUAAUUACACCUCAAGGCCUGAGCUUUGCAUCUUGCCAUGUGAACCGAGACCAAAACAGACAAAAAACUAAUCUUAAAAGGUUUAAUAUUUUAUUAAAAAUCCUAAGUUCAUUACAGCACAUUACAAACUUUUCUUCUUCUUUGGUUAAGAAAUAUCCAGAAGUUUAAUAUAGAGAAGUUUAAGGCAAGUUAGAAAACUUUUUUUUUUUAGGGAUUAAGGACUCGCAGUCCAGGAAACACUUCUGAAGACAUGGGUUAAUGUCUUGAACAUGGGUCUUGUAUGACCUUGGAAGUGGAAUUUGUUCUUUGAAUUGUGGUCACGUCAGUGACUGGAUCCCAUGUAUCGCUCAAUUCCAACGAUACAUACUUUGUUUUUGGGACUGCCAAGCAGUGGCAAGGCUUCUUCUACCCUAAAUGUGCGUGUGUGGCAGCCAUUACAGUGCACCACAGCAGCACCAUACAUGGCAUCUCGCUAAGGUCCUAUAGGCUUAUUACUGCCUUUCUAAGUGGGGUCAAACACCUCUUCCUGCCAGUGUCCUCUAGUAGCCCAGCUUGGAGCUUGGAACCUCCUCCUUGUGUUGGACUCCCUUAAGUAAGGACCGUCUCUGGAAACUUUCUUGCUAGUGAUAUCUUCACCUAAAAUGGUUGGGGAGUUACAUGAUUGGGUGAUAUGCUUGCCUUGAAUGCAUUAGUGGCCAGGUGACUUUGGGCUGAAUCCAGGUUUUCUGCCCAAGGUCAUAUCACCAAAUUUUGUUAAUCAGUCAGUUGACCUUGAAGCCCUCAAUGAGCAUGCAUUGCUGUUCCCCAGUAUGUGACUUGUGGCGUCGUUUAGACCAGGCAACCAUCAGAUCCUUAGACCAGCUGUUUUGUUUUUUUUGUUAUGGUGGGAAGACACUUGUCUACCCAGUGGGCCAGCCUUUCCUCAGACAUCAUCACCUUGGCCUCUAGACAGGCUGGAUGUCCAGCCCCUACUAUAACAUGCCAGACUCCUCCUCAUAGCCCUUGUUUAGAGGUGUGCUGAUGCUACCUUGCCAUGGCCGUGCACUUUCUCCAGACUUUACACCUGUCCCAGUGGUGUGAGCACAGCAGCCAUUUCUGAACACCUCUCCAAGCAUCACGCUAGUAUACUAUACGCGAUCCAGGGGUUCUGCACCACACCUUGUGGUUAGGAUAAGUGAAAUACAUAUGUAAAUGUGGUUCUAUGAAUCUUGAAAAUUCUCCAGAGUUCCUUGUAAUUUGGAGUCUGUGCUAAGAGAGCUAAUUGACAUGGCUCUAGGCGAUGAUUUCUGUGUGGUGGUUUAAUGGUUAUGUACCCUCAUAGGAGACCUUAUGCAGGCAGAAGGUUAUUAAUUUGAAAGAAUGAAAUGUUAAAGGAUGGAUAAUUACAGUAACACAUGGCGUAAAAGGAAUCAAGAUGAUUGGGAUGACUAAUUAGCUUGAAUACUCAAACAGUGAUGUUGACAAAUCUCGGUCUGUUCAGCUUGUGAUGAAUGGGAAAUGAGUUGUAAUUAAUUUAUUGAAUGAUGUGAAAUGAUUUUAAAGCUUGUAUAAAAUCAAUCCAUCAUUUUAAUGGCAGCAUAAAGACAUAAAGGAAGCCUUUUCUACAGCAUCCUAUAAAAGAAAUGGAUUGGCCCAUUUCCACUAUAUCACUCUCUCGCUACAGUCUAAGGCUAUAGAUGCAGAAAAUGAACCAAGAGUCGUGAAUGCACUUUUGCCCUGAAAACAGCUCAUUCACAGGGACAUGUAUAGAAGAUCUACAAUGUACAUAAUCCAAGGCAGUGGUUCUCAACCAGGGGGGUGAGAUCUGAAGGGGGGCAUAAAAAACAGACGGGGCAUCAUUUGGGUACUCUGUGUAUUUUUAUUGCUCUUCAAAUAUAAUGAGCAUAAAUUGGAAAAAAACAGCGUUCCCUCUCCCUCUGUAUUUUCUUUUUGCUGGGGAGAGGCAGAGCUUAGCCUGCCUUUUACGUAGCUGUCAGUGCAGACCAGUGUUGCCAACUUAGCCACUUUUCAGACCCCUUUAGUGACUUCUUUUGCAACAGCGACAAAUCUAGUGACUUUUUGGACAAACCUGAUUAACUUUCCAAAUGUGGCCAGUACUGUACUGCAAGCGUGAGGUCGUGCUUUCCCACUGCACUCGCACCUCUCUCUGUGUCUGCUCUGUUCAGUGAGGGGCUGAGAGCCGGAGAUUUAACAAUGUCAUGGAAAACGCAAGACGAAUGCAAUGCAACAUGUUUUACAUGUAAAAUAGUCCAUCCAUCUUCAACCGCUUACUCCUUUUCACAGGGAACCUGGAGCCUAUCCCAGGGAGCAUCGGGCACAAGGCGGGGACACCCUGGACAGGGUGCCAGUCCAUCACAGGGCACACAUUCACACACCCAUUCAUACACUACGGACACUUUAGACACGCCAAUCAGCCAUGCAUGUCUUUGGACUGGGGAAGGAAACCGGAGUACCCAGAGGAAACCCCCACAGCACGGGGAGAACAUGCAAACUCCGCACACACAGAGCCACGGGAAUCGAACCCCAACCCUGGCGGUGUGAGGCAAACGUGCUAACCACUAAGCCACCGUGCGCCCCAGUUUUAUAAAAGUAAUUUUUAAAAAUCAUAAAAGUUAUGAAAAGUAAUUUUAAAAAGUACAAAAAUACAAAAGCAAAAAAAUCUAUCUAUCUAUCAAAAACAGAUUAUAGAUUAGGUGUAUAUAUGGGGUGGAUUGCAUGUCACAUGAUAGGGGAGGCUUGGGGGGGGGGCUUUAGUUACAAAAGGUUGAGAAUCUCUGAUCUAAGGCUAACGAAAAAAUUAUUAAAAACCGUUAUUUAACAAAGAAUGUAAUCUUUUAUGUUGUGAAGUUUUCUGUGAGAAGUUUAAGAUUUAUGGAAGGAGUCUCCAGUGUCAGUGCUUUGUAACAGUAGGUUUUGUUUCGUCACAAGAGGGUCGAGGACUUUGUAGUAUCUGUGUGUGUUUUGUUUGUUUGUUUUUGUUUUUUAAUUAUUACCUUGAUUACAGCUGCUAUAACAUGAUAACUUGUCUUAGGAAGGUUCCACAACAUUGAAUGUACCUAACAAACUGUUAUUAAUCAUGACAUUAAUAAAUCGAAAAUUGUAAUCAUUGGCAAACUGAUGUUUACAAGGUAUAAAAUAUUUCAGUACAUGCUGUUAUAAUUAAAUAAUCCACUUUGA